AUGACAACAACAAUAAGCAAGCACGAGGUGCAGCAGCAGCAACAGCAGCAACAACAGCAGCAACAACAGCAGCAGCAACAGCAGCAGCAGCAGCAACAGCAACCGCACCAAAUGCAACAUUAUCAGCAGCUAGCCAUUGCAGCCGCAGCUGAACCAUCGAGUGGAUCAAGUGGCGCCCCGGAGCAUCCCGAUGCGCUCAACAACAAUGACAUCCCGACUGCAGCCGGCGACCAUCUGGAGGCGAGCUCGACCAAGGGCCAGAAGCGACGCUCCCUGCUCAACUUCAAGUCCUUCGACUUUCACAUCAAGACGCUCUACAGCGGCCUGCGCACCCCGGGCGCUGCGGGGGGCAGCGGCGCAGCUGGCCACCGGACGGAGGCGCAGUCGCGCUCAGCCUCGUUGGGCGGCGGCGGCGCCAGCCUGGCCGGAGUGGGGCCGGCCAACAGGCGCAUUCCGCCGCAUCUGCGCAUCGAGGCCGUCGACGGCGAUCCGCUGGAGGAGCAGGGCCAGCCGGAGUCCGCGAAGCUGCUGCUCGACUAUUCGCAGUCACCGUUCACGCCGCGGCACAACUCCAGCAGCGUGCUGCUGCCCUCAAUGGACCCCUAUGCCGGCUGCUCCUCGCUGUCGCCAUACUAUCUGUCGCCCUACAUGAUAGCCGGCAGUGGGGCUCGUGGUGCUGGUGCUGGUGCGGGUGGUGCGGCAGCUGGCCGAACGUCCGCCGAGGAUCUCAAUGCGGGCAUCCGUCGCUCCUCCACCUCGGACAUUGUGUCCUGUCGCCGGCGCGGCUCGACCAGCAGCAACAGCAGUCGUCGGCCCAGCACCUCCGAUCUGCUGCGGCGGGCGCGUGAGCGUCGCGGCAGCGAGGCGCGCAUGGGGCGCAGCGUGUCGCACAGCGGCAUGCGCGGCGGUCUAGGGGGCGGAGCCGGCGGGCCGGGCGGCAUGGGUGGCAGGCGUACGAGCAUGGCAUUCUAGAUACAACAACAACAACAACAACAACAACAACAACAACGACAACCACUUCGCUGCAAAUCGAACAAAUCAGCUGACAAAUGGCGCUUAUGAAUUUUUACUAACUAACACACACACACACACACACACGUAGAUAUACCCAAUAAAUAACAACAACAACAUCAUUAUGUAAGCAGUUUUUUUCCAGAACCGCAAACACUUAUAUAUAUAACACUCUAAACGAAACAAAAACAACAAAAAAUUUACAAAAAUACAAAAAAAAAAACAAAAUUUAACAAAAAUCAUUUUCAUCAAACUCCAAAAAAAAAAUAAACAACAAAUUUUACACACAGUUCCUUCCACAUCACGGAGAACUUGUUUAUAUACAUCUAUAUAUAUAUAUAUAUACAUACAUAUAUGAACUAUAUAACUAAAUGCUUCUCUUGCUCGUGCCCCAAUUUUUGAUGACAAUAUUAGAUCCUAACUGUAAACCAAGGAACACUGCUCUUAACGUUUGGUUCAUUUUGUCUAGGAUGCGCUUUACAAUUGCUUUACAACACACACACACACAUGUGCACGAAAUACACACACACAGACACAUUUUUAAGAACAUAAAACUUAUGUGAAUGCUCAUAUCAAAUUAAAAAAAAAAAAAAAAAAAAAAAAAAAUAGAAAAAAAUACUGAAGCUUUUUUAUUAGCUAAUAAAUUAACAAAAAACAAUUGUUGGCAAGCAACAAACUGCAUCAGAUUAAUAAAAUAUAUAUA
Molecule: messenger RNA, 1714 nt
Organism: Drosophila mojavensis
Lineage: Eukaryota; Metazoa; Arthropoda; Insecta; Diptera; Drosophilidae
Product: DNA N6-methyl adenine demethylase-like
Exons: 1
Coding region: 1-972 (323 amino acids)
Biological process (GO): regulation of transcription by RNA polymerase II
Cellular component (GO): nucleus
Molecular function (GO): transcription cis-regulatory region binding
Source: RefSeq, a predicted model, not a curated record